Messenger RNA from Trifolium pratense (red clover), 723 nucleotides. Its product is annotated as cysteine proteinase inhibitor 1-like. NCBI's taxonomy places the organism in Eukaryota, Viridiplantae, Streptophyta, Magnoliopsida, Fabales, Fabaceae. The coding region runs from base 76 to 429 and encodes 117 amino acids. Gene Ontology annotation, molecular function: cysteine-type endopeptidase inhibitor activity. The transcript has a single exon. The record is from RefSeq and is a predicted model, not a curated record.
UAUAAAUGUAUAACCAAUCUUGAAUCGAAUAAACAAAUUCCUAAAUUUCCCCAAAAAAAAAACAUUCUCAGAGCGAUGAAACUUCUUAACAACGUUGCAAUCUUUGUUCUUCUCAUUCUAUCCGUCUCAGUAAUUUCCGAUGCUGUGAAGAAAGAUGUUCUUGUCGGUGGGUAUACUCCAAUCAAAGACAUAAAAGACCCACACGUGGCAGAGAUCGCGCAAUUCGCGGUAACAGAGUACGGUAAACAAUCUGGUACGAAACUGAUUCUUGUUAAAGUGAUUAAAGGUGAGACACAAGUUGUUUCUGGUACAAAUUAUCGUCUUGUUUUGGCUGCUAAAGAUAAAUCUGUUACUAAGAAUUAUGAAGCUAUUGUUUGGGAAAAACCAUGGCUUCAUUUCAGGAAUCUUACUUCGUUUAAACCUCUUUAAUUGAUUUUGUUAUGUUAAUGUUAUCAUUGUAAAAGUAUUAUUAUAAUUUGUGUUUAUGUGUAUUUUGGAUUAAGGAUUAUUAUAAUAAGGUUUUGAUUUAGCUAGAUGAAGCUAAAUCUAUGACCGAUGAUGUAUAUAGUAUAUUUGUGUGUGUUUAGUUCUUCUUUUCUGGGCAUUUGGGGUUUUCUUCACUGUGUUGUUAAUCGUGAUGUCAAGUUGCAGGUUUCUUAAUUAAUGUACUUCCUCCGUCCCAUUUUAUAAAUAUAAAUAUUAGUAUAUAAGAUUUUAUUUUGA